AUGCACGGGCCUCAUCUGCUUGUAGUUGUAGCAGACAACCUCACGGCCGGAUCGUCUCUCAGGCCCCCUCAGUACAUCACCUGCCCCUCCGGUGACUUCGCCUUUGGCUUCCGUGCCCUCGACUAUGACCCCAGUCAGUUCCUCCUCGCCGUCUGGUUCAACCUCAACCUUGACCCGGCAGCCGACCCCGGGCAGAAGAAGGUGGUGUGGUACGCGAAAGACCCGGUCUCAGACUCGGCAAUCAUGGCCACGGGGCAGGCCGUAUUCAGUAUCACCCCCCAUGGUGAGCUCUUGCUCACAGACUCCACCACCGGCGGCAACAUCUGGACGAACCCGAGCCCUGGCCAGUCAGGGAACGUCCUCACGCUACAGGACUCGGGCAACCUCCAGUUCAUCGCCAUCGGGGGGAGCACCGUCGUCUGGGAGACCUUUCGGCACCCGACCGACACGCUCCUCCCGGGGCAGACAAUGGUCUCUGGAGCAAGUCUUCAGUCUAAGCAAUCAGACACAGACUUCUCUGCUGGCCGCUUCAGCUUGUAUGUGCAGGCUGACGGCAAUAUAGUCUUGUACCUCAUGAACCUCGCCGGUGACAUGGACUCAUACAAUUCAUACUGGCGCACCGGCACCGGCCAGCCCGGGCAAACCCAGGACGGCAACACCACCCUUUUCUUCGAUUCGCCGGGCCACCUCCACUACCAGAUCAAGGAUGGCACGAUGCGCGAUCUGACACCUCCCAUGCCGAACUCCACCGUUAGUUACUACAAGCAUGCAACGCUUGAUCCAGAUGGCAUUGUUCGUGUCUACACCCUGCAGAAGAAUGCCACCGGAAGGCGCAAUGUGCCAUGGACGAUCUUUGGGCUGUUCCCAAGCAAUGGUUGCAGCAGCAGCACUACAGGCUGGGAAGGAAUGUGCGGCCCCAACUCGUACUGUGUUUAUGGUCCUAACAACAAGCUCGAUUGUGAGUGCCCAAGUGGUUACUCCUUCAUCGAUCCUAGGCUCAAGUACAGAGGCUGCACACCAGUGUUCGUGCCACAGAGCUGUGAUGGGAAGAACCGGCCCUCCGAGUUCAGUCUUGUUAAGUUGCCAAACACCACUUGGUUGCUGUCAUCAUACAGAGGGUAUUCGUACACCACAGAGGAGAAGUGCGACAACUCAUGCUUGCGAGACUGCUUCUGCACUGCCACUCUGUUCGAUGGAAAAGUUUGUUACAAAAUGGCAUUAUUGGCGGGCGCAGGAUGGCAGGAAGGAAGCCUCAACAUGAAGGCAUCGAUCAAGGUGCGGACAAGCAGCCUCCCGAUGCCGACAUCACCGAGAAGACCAUUGCCUUAUUUACUGCUGAUUUGCUCGGUGCUAUUGAUGCUGGCUGCAGCAAGUAGUCUCAUGCUACAUUUUUGCCUUCGGAAGAAGAACACUAACCAUGAUUUCCUGAGGGUUUUCACCCGAAAGGAGCUUUACAAAGCCACCAAUGGCUUUCACAAGUUGUUGGGCAAAGGAGGCUUUGGAGAGGUCUACCAUGGGGUGAUAAUGUCGUUACACGCCUCUGAUGUAGCAGUGAAGAAGCUCAUCAACUCCAACGAGUACAGCGAGCGGGAGUUCGCGAAUGAGGUGCAGUCCAUCGGCAGGAUUCAUCAUAGGAAUCUAGUGCGCAUGGUCGGUUACUGCAAGGAGCAGGAGCAAAGGAUGCUUGUGUUUGAGUUCAUGCCAGGCGGCUCCCUUCGAAGCUUCGUCUUCCAACCUCAACGGCCGUUGUGGACGUGGCGUGUAGAGGCAGCAAUUGGGAUUGCCAAAGGGCUAGAGUAUUUACAUGAAGGCUGCGAUUCUCCGAUCAUUCAUUGUGACAUCAAGCCCGACAAUAUACUUCUAGAUGGCAAGAACAAUCCAAAGAUAACUGACUUUGGGAUCGCCAAGCUUCUCAACAACCAGCAGAUGCACACGACAGUGACCAAUAUCAGAGGCACAAGGGGAUAUAUUGCCCCUGAGUGGUUCCAAAGCGACAGGCGCAUCGACACCAAGGUUGAUGUUUACAGCUUUGGCGUUGUGUUACUAGAGAUGAUAUGCUGCCUGAAGUGCCAGGAGCCGGUGACAGGGCAGGAUGGUGAAGAUUCAGUCACAUUGUUCUGGUGGGCCGGUCAAUUGGUUCAUCAUGGCAGGACUGAAAUUCUGCUGCAUGAUGACGAUGAUGCCAUGGAGGACUUGGUCAGGGUGAAGAGGUUCUCACGUGUCGCAUUCUGGUGCAUCGAGCAGAAUCCUUUGUUGCGACCAACAAUGCACCAAGUUGUGCAGAUGUUGGAGGGUGUUGUUGAGGUUGGCAUUCUACCUGAUCCUCCAAACUCCACAGACCAUCCUUGA
Molecule: messenger RNA, 2349 nt
Organism: Triticum aestivum (bread wheat)
Lineage: Eukaryota; Viridiplantae; Streptophyta; Magnoliopsida; Poales; Poaceae
Product: G-type lectin S-receptor-like serine/threonine-protein kinase LECRK4
Exons: 1
Coding region: 1-2349 (782 amino acids)
Biological process (GO): protein phosphorylation
Molecular function (GO): protein serine/threonine kinase activity; ATP binding
Source: RefSeq, a predicted model, not a curated record